Puccinia triticina is the source of this 1176-nucleotide messenger RNA. RefSeq lists its product as uncharacterized. NCBI's taxonomy places the organism in Eukaryota, Fungi, Basidiomycota, Pucciniomycetes, Pucciniales, Pucciniaceae. The transcript has 4 exons. The coding region runs from base 1 to 1176 and encodes 391 amino acids. The record is from RefSeq and is a predicted model, not a curated record.
AUGGCGAGCUGUGUCUCGACAAACACCAAGUUCUGUCUUUUGCUCAGCGUCGUCGGCGCAGGAUCGGCAAUCAUCCAUUUCCAGGAACUGCUGUUUGGAUCAAUACUUCUGAUCUGGACGACGCUUAUUUAUCUGCUCAACAUCCAUUCCAAGAGGGUACAGCGACUCAUCAGCUCCUUUAACCGAGACCUUCAGAUCGACAAGAGCUUGUUUUCGGCUGAUUUUGAUUUCCGGAAGGAAGUGAUCCGGCGAGUUUGGGACGAGAGUCUCAAUGCGUGUUCUGUUCUUGUGACGAUAUCUUACUCCAAUGGUUUUAGGAUUUUGGGCAUGCCCGAGUACCGGAUGGCCGAAGGGAAGCGCUUGCAAUGGUGGGAAGAGGUUCCGGGAGCGUCUUGUCUGGUCAAUUUUGACGGAACUCAUGGGGAACGACUGGUUGAGAAUGUGCGACUAUUUGAGGGGCUUGGUGCGGAGAGGUACGGCCGAGCUGCAGGCCAAGCAGGCCACCGGGCAGACCCAAAAGCGCUCGCAAUACAGAGCGUUAUCCGGAGCGAGUUCACCGGGCCCGACUGUUUCUGGAAGCCGCAUAAUGCGGCUGAUCUUGUUGGCGUGACCACCUUCUUCGGCCGCGCCGAUGUCGUCCCGUUCCCGUUCACGGUGGUCUUCAAGUAUGACCAACGGCCCGCGGAUCCCGUCUGUAUCUCCACCCCCGCUGACCUGCGCGCAUCUGUUGCCCAGAACCAGAACGCCCAGGUCCAGAUGCGGCGAAAGGUGCGUCUGGUCUUACGCGCACUAGAGAAUAAAAUCGUCUUUGCCCCGAUCUCGGUACCCUGGGAGGCCGUCCUGCAAGCUACCUCAAAGAAUAGACGAUGGCCAUGGUGGCUCCAGGGCGCGCGCUCGGACGUCCAGUUCCGUAGCGGAGUCUUGAUUGAGUACGAGGAUGGCCAAUCGACCAAAGCCAAUGGGACCACGAUCUCCUGGAUCCGGCAUACCCGGCUACCGCGCUCCCUAGGGUUGAGGGACGACUUCAAAGUCACGCCGAUGUUGUCCAAGCUCUUCCACGAUAACCACUCGAUCAUCUCGACCACGCUGGAAAAAGUGGACCGGGCACUCCGCUUCAAGAAAGUCCAAGCGACCGUUGAGGCCAGCUGGAUCGACAGUCAAAGAUCAGCAAAUUGA